UAGUACAUACAACUUACAUGAAUGCGGCAUAGUCGACCAUAUUCGCUUCUCUAGCUCGAAGUGAGUGCGUGGACACUACUUCGCGACGAAGCAUGCUUACAUUCGAGCAGAUGCGCCGUUUGUUAUCCUUCACGUAACCGCUUUAAUCUGGGUAAAUGCAUGCUUAGUUUACACUCCUCCCGAAUACCUUGUAUUAAGCAUUCAGUUCCAAUGCGGAAGGGCCUCCAGUAAGGACACCUUAUGCCGCAUAGCUCAUAGGAAUGGGAUGCGGCACGAGCAAAUCGGUUCGCUCGCCCAGCGUAUCGGUACAGCCGAUUGUGCAGGAGGAGGACGAUGAGGCCUACUGGCACCUAUACGUGAGCUGGACGGAUGAGGAGGAGCAGGGGCUUGACCGACUGCUGCCCCAGCAAACGGGGUCAGCAGCAGAGGCAGGCGAUGAAGCCGGAACAGUUGCGGCUACAGCCACUACGGGCGCAGUACGACUGUCAUUCCUGCAGGAGUUUGUAAGAGACUGCCUGCCGGCUUCAGAGCCGGACAUGCCCACGUGGAGUGUCGUACUGAACGUAAUAGUACCUGCUACAGCAGACGUAGCAGGGCCUUAUGUGAAAAAAGAGGAAGCAGCUCCUCACACGUUGCCAUGCGGCAGCCGACGGCCGUACUAUUUCGUUAGCCACGCUUGGAGUCGGCCGCUGCGAGAGACGGUAUCCAUGCUGACGCAUCACUUUCGGGGCUGGGAUCCCAAAGAAGUGUACGUUUGGAUCGACAUUCUUGCCGUACGACAGUACAACCUGGCGAUUGAGGUUCAAGGGGGGCCAGACAUGGCUGCAGUUGAUGCUGCCAUCAAGAAUUCAGCUGGCGUGCUGCUCUGUAUAGACGAAAGCGCCAUCGCCCUGCGCCGCACCUGGUGCCUCUACGAGGCCUGGCUGGCAGCAACCACCCCUCAACCGUCAACUGCAACAGACAGCAGAGCAGCAGCCGCAGCUCCUGUCUCAGGCGGGGAUGCGGCAACUACCUACUACGUGGCGGAAACCAUGGAUGCCACCUCUGCUACUGCUGGUGGCGAUACCUCCACGGCGGCAGCUGCUGAAGCAGCUGCCGGCGCACAGCAGACCUCUCCCAGGGGACCCUCAGCCGCAGCAGCUGGGCCCGCAACAAGCGCAGGAGCGGGGAGUGGGGCUGGAGGUGAAGGGCAGCAAGGUGGAGGGGGAGUAGCAGGCUGGUUUGGUCUGGCGGGCGGAAGCAUCGGGGUGACGGCGCUGUACCCGCGGCUGCUGCUGCCGGAGGAGCGAGCAAGGCUGUUCUGCAAGAUCGACAUCCGCAACUCCCGUUGCAAGCUCAAAGCGGACCAGGACGCGCUGCUGGCUGCUGCGCGGGCCUGGGCGGGUCCGGGCGGGUUGGACCGGGUGAAUUACGUGCUGCGCCUGGCGCUGGGGUUGCAGCCGCUGGUGCCUGACGUGACUCCCGACCUACACCCGGGGCCUGUUGUGAAGGCUCCGCAGCUCUGGGACAUGAGCCGCCUGGAUGACUGGCUUAGCCUGCCGGAGUCCGACGCAAACUACGCGGCGAUGGCUUUGUACGGUCCUGCCUGCACCGGCAAAAGUUUUGCAGCUGCUGCGGUGGCGACACGUCUGCGGUCGCAGGGCGUGCCUGUGGCUGCUCACUUCUGCCAUAUGACUGAUGCAAGGACGCUGGACCCCAUUACGCUGCUGGUCUCCCUAGCGCUGCAACUCACUCAAGUGCCCGACAUAGGGCCCCGCCUGCUGCGGUACUACGGCGAGAUGCUGCCCGUCGGGUUGAUUGCGGACCUCAUGUCGUACAACGGUUGCGCUGCUGCCGUGGAGGCGGCGGUUGAGGCACUGCUGGUGCAGCCGCUGCAGCGUUUACUACAACCGGAUAUCAUGGACGGCGGCGUUGCCAGUGGCGGCGGAGCUAGCAGUGGGGGCGGCGGCGGGGGCCGUGGGCUGCGGGAUGGUGGGGCCCCUGCUGCUGCCGCUGCUGCCGCUGCUGGGGGUGGUGGAGUUAGCGGCGUGUAUAACGUAGGGGACCAGCUGCUGGAGGAGGCGGAGGAGGCGGAGGGAGCAGGGGGAGGAGGGCUGAUGGGUGCGAAAGGGGCUGGCCGGCGGUCCGUCCGCAAUCCCUCCAUACGGGUGGCGGCACCCAAGGCGCUUGUCCUCAUCAUUGACGGAGUGGACCAGGCGGAUGGGGCCGUCGUGGGGGGCUCGGCACCGUACGACAACCAGAUCUUGCAACUCAUUGAGGAGCAGCUGCCCAAGCUGCCCUCAUUUGUACGGCUGGUAAUCACCAGCAGGCCAUCUCCGUACAUCGUAGCUCGCCUUGCCGACAAGGUAGGGCCCCUGGAGCUAUCACCCGAGGCGCUCCGACCGGCCAAGGUCUUCAUGCGUAACUUGCGACUAGCCCUGGCAUCCAUCGACUCGACGCAGACCCAGCGCCAGCGUACGGCAAAUGCAAUGCUGCUCAUGGCACGGUCCCAUGGGUCGCUGCUAUAUGUCAAGCUGGCGCUGAGUUGCCUAGAAAUGGAGCGUCAAGUGGCGACUGCAGCGAUGGCGGAGGAUGCGGAGCGUGCGCUAGCGGUGUCGAAGAGCAUGGCGCGGAGAGAGGGUGCUGCUGGUGGUGGUGAUGGAGGCGGAGACGGCACGGCUCCGGCUGACGGUGGAGGUGGAGGUGGUGAUGGCGGUGCUGGCGGAGGAGGUGGAGGAGGAAACAGUGGAGUCGCCGCCAUGUCAAGAAGCGUGUCUAAGCGGGCCUCGCCACCUCGCUGGAAGCUUGACCUGGCUGACCUCCCUCCGACACUGCAUGGCCUAAUGGAGAGGUACCUAGAGCUGAGGCUUCGGCAGCUAGAAUCUCCGGAGCAGCGUCAUCGCGCCGCUAAGACGCUUGCCGUACUAGUGGCGGCACGAGAGCCCCUGACGGCGGCACAACUGGUGGCAGCCGUCGGCGUCGUCGCCACCGGCGGCGGCGGGGCUGGCAACAAGGCAGACACUGACGCCGCCGCCGGCGGUGAGGGAUCCCGCAAAUUCAGCUGGUAUGAGUCCCGGCGCUACGGCCGCUCUGAGACAUCCAAGAGGUUCAGGUCCUUCGCGUCUCGAAGCCGUAAGACUCCCGUCGCAACGCCGCCACAGCCACCGCCGCAGGCCUCGCAGCCGCCGCCUGCUGCGGAGGCUUCCCUGGAGGCUGUUGCAGCAGCGGCGGCGGCGUCGACCACGGCGGCAGCGCCGCCUUUGGCGACUGAGCGUUUCAUGACGGAGUUGGUCCUCAAGGGGUUCGGCAUGCUAGUGAAGAUGCGCGGCCAGCAGGGACACUGCACGCGAGAGGCUGUGCUGGUACAUGCCGUGGUGGGAGAAUGGUUGCAGCCCUGUACGCGCUUGCUGCUGAGCGGAACGCUUCUGGUAGACGUCAUGGCCGCUCACAGAGGUCUUGCGGGCGUCUGCCGGGACGAUGUGCUCGCUUGCUUGCAGCCGCAGCCACAGCAGCCAACGCAACAAUCGCAGCAGCUACCACAGGAAGGGCAGGGGCAGCAAGAUCAGUCAAAACAGGGAGUGCUGCAAUCACAGCAGCAGCAACAACGUGGAGGCAGCAGUGCCAAGUUGCCGCCGCGCGGUUACAGUGUACGGCACCUCUUCCUUCAUGUGGGUUUGGCGGCUCUAGCCGCCACCGCCGCCGACGAAGGCUACGGCCCCAGUGUCGGUGGUGCAGCCUCCAUCGCCGCUGCUGCGGCUGCGGCCGCAGCAAAUGCAGGAUCUGCGGUCGCUAAAGUCAACUGGCCAGCCGUGCUAGAACAGCUCCUGCAACGGUUGGACCUCUGGACGAGCAUCUACAUGGCGGGAGCUGGCAACGCCGCGCGAUGGGCGGUGUUGGCGCUAGCGGCGGCGCCGUCGUACAGCAAUGCCGUACCGACGGCCGACCCGUCGUCUUCCGAGUCCGGGCUGGCGGUGCUGCUGGCGGAGGUGCGGCGCUGGUUGCUGCUGCACCACACGCGGCUGUGCUGGUUCCCGCUGGCAGUGGUGUCAUCCAUGGCAACGCUGCCGGAGGAUGCCUUGUUACGGACUCGCGCGUUGGAGCUUGCUGCUGGUCCCGAUCCCUGGGCGCCUGACGUCGACCCGCCACCACCGGACGUCACCGCCACCGCCAGCAACAUUCAGCAGGACGAGGCGCAGGCUACUGCUGCCGCCAGCGGUCCCGCAGAGCCGCAGCACCUCAUGCUCCUCAGCACGGGCGACCGCUGGUCCUGCUGCGUGCAGUCGCUGCGCACCAACGUGGCGGCCCGGGUGCUGCAUGCGGCGCUGCACCCCGCGGGGAGGCUGCUGGCGACUGUGCAUGAUUGCGACCGCGGCGUGCUGCUGUGGGACCUGUGGGGCGGGCGGCUGCUGCAGACAAUGGACCAGUCGUACGGCAUGGGGCCCAACCCCACCGCCGCUUUCUUCACACAUGACGGGCGCAGGCUUAUCUGUGCAGCGCGUUCUGUUUUCGUGUGGGAGGUGUCCACGGGCCGGCUACUGAUGGAGCUGCGGAGGCUGCCCCCGCGGACUAACAAGCACCGCGCAUCCGCGGCCGGCAAAGGAGAGGCACGGCGGGAAAGCCAGCAGCAGCUGCCGCCGCUGGUGUUGGCGCCGCUGCCUGGGGAGCCGCAGCAGCAGCCGGCUGAGGAGGAGGAGGAGGGGCAGCAGGAGGGCGCGGGCGGGGGCGAGGAGGGAGGGGACCCGGACGGGCCCGUCACGGCACUGGCCAUGUCGCCGGAGGGGGGCAGAGUGGCGGCGGGGCAUGCCAACGGCGCCACGCGGGUAUGGGACCUCUCCUCCGGCAAGCUCCUCUUCGUCACCUUUGUGUCGCACCACCGCCCCGUCACCGCACUCGCCUUCAGCCUGCCACCGCUCAUGGCCACCCUAGUGGCGGCGCACGGGGAGGGCGGCAGCGCGGCGCCCAGGGCAGGGGCGCCGGUGGGGCAGGACGAGCUGGGGGAUGUGCCCACCGCACUGAUCAAGGCUGAUGACCUGACGAUCCACGUAUGGAAGAUCCAGGCAGGCCCGCCCAAGGAGCUUGAGGUCCUCAAGGGCCACACAGCCCGUGUGAACGGCCUCGUGUUCUCCACCCUUGAUGGCAACAUGGUCACCGGAUCAGCCGACGAGACGGUACGCACCUGGUGGGACGACCCCAAGACUCCGCAAUCCGACUACCGCCAGCUCUUCAUUCUCGGCGGAGCAGGAAAGGGCGCCGUACACGCCGUACAGUUCAGCCCGCCGCCGCCGCCCUGGAUGCUGCCGCCGCCGCUGCUGCGGUCCGCGUCGUCGGCUCGUGCGCUGACGCCGUCUCUGUCCCGACGAGCCCUUAGCCGCCAAGCCACGGCGACUGCUGGCAGGAUUUCCGCAGCACCAUCCGCUGCGGGCGCUGUUCUGGGCCCCGCUGCUGCCGCCGCGAUGACCUCGGGCGCCGCAGCCUCCGCAGCCGGCGCUCCUCCCAAGGCCGGUGGAACGGCACUGGACUUUAGCAUUGGAGCCUACGCGAACCUAACUGCGGUUUCUGUGGGAGCGCAUGUGGCUCCCGUUGGAACCAUUAGCCCAGUGGAGCUGGUACGUAACCCCUACUCCACUGCUGGACUUGGAGACGGCAGCAAGGACGGCCUACCGCUUAUGUCGUACUCUUGCGGCAAUGGCGUCGUCCGCCUGUGGUCCCCACGAACCCAGCGCAAGAUCGGCCUGCUCCGAGGCAUGGCCGGCCCCGUAACCAGUCUCAGCUACAGCGCAGACGGGCGGCUGCUGGCCACCGCAGACCACUCGAACCCCGGUGUGGUGCGGGUGUGGGACGUGGGCGGCGCCAGCGGAGAGACCCCGCUGGACAGCUCCCCUGUCACGGGGGCGGGCGGGCUGCCGCUGCGGCACCCGGUGGAGAGCAUGACGCUGUCGCCGGAUGGUCGCAGGCUGGCGGUGGUGUGCGCCGACCCAAGCAAGGAGUCGCUGCGAGUGUACGACGUGUUCAACGGCAAGCGACUGGCGCUGAUGGCCCCGAGGGGCGAGGGCGGCCACACCGGCAAGAUUAACGCAGCAGCCUGGAGCUGGGACAGCAGCCGGAUAGCCACAGGAUCUGAUGACCUGACGGUUCGCAUCUGGUACGCGGCCCCACCCGCCGCACCUCCUGGGAACCCCCUCGCGGCCGCCGCGCUCAUCGUCGCAGCCCGCAUGGAGUCGCGGGUUCAAUCCCCAACGGCCUCAAGAUCUGCUUCCGUCGCAGGAGGUGCCCUUUCUGCUGCAGAUGAGGAUACUGAGGCUGCUGGCGGCAACGCUGGGAGCCCGACAGCGGCACCGGAGGCCGUUAAACAGCCCGGUUGUUGUCAGUUGGUGCUUACAGGGCAUCACCGGAAGGUGCAGUGCGUGGCCUGGGCGCACAACGGCAAGCGGCUGGCAUCCGGCGGAUACGACCAGAUGGUUCGCAUCUGGGACGCAGCCACCGGAGAGCAGGUGGUGCUCAUUUACCAGGUGUCCUGGGUGUCCACCCUGGCCUUCUCUCCGGAUGACUCCCGCCUGGUAUCAGGAGCAGCCGGCAAGGCGGUCUACAUGUUCAACUCCACCACGGGCAAGCAGCUUGCGGGACACGCCAGCAGCGGCCAUGCGGAUGAAGGCGGGCAGGAGCAGGGGCAAGCGGCUGGCGACAAGGAGGUUGGCCCGGAGGAGAGCUGGAUGGUGGCGCUGCGCUUCAACCCCGACGGCACGCUGCUAGCCUGCCGGGACAUACACUCCUGCGUCACGCUGUGGGACGUGAGCGGCAUGCGGUUGCGGCCGCUGCGAGCGCUGGAGGGGGCCUUCCGGGAGGCCCUCUUCUGCCCCAACACCGGAGAUCUGCUGCUGUACGAGUUCACGGCCACGGGCGCCCUGGUCACGUACUCCAUACCCGACCGCGCCCUACCGCUGGGUCGAGCCGUACAACGGUCUGUCGCGCUGACCCACCCGCUGCUCGAGUUCCGAGGAGUGGCUUCUGAGUCGGCCCUCGGUCAUAAUGCUGCUGUGCUGCUAUCAGCCGAUAACAGGGCUUUCUUCUUCGCUACUGGAGCCCAUCUGGCAGCUGUACGGCAACAGACAGCUGUGGAGGAACUCGAGGGCGGAGGAGGCGGAGGCAUGGGGUGGAUGGCGUUUGGCGCGGGGAACCAAUCUGUAGUCGUGUCCCGGGUGCCUAGCCCCCGAUAACAGAGGCCGAGGGGGACCGACGAGCGGGAGCAGGUUUGGAGGAUUAAAGAGUGACACGGAGGAAGAUUGGGAUACUCAGGUGGAUGCUUUAAUGAUGUACCCGCGAUGCCGGGGUUUGGCAGAGGGGCCCGUACGAGGGCCCUGUUGAUGCUCGUAUUUGCUGUGUUCCACCAAAGUCGCUAGGAUGGUGAUUGAUUGUGCUGGUAUGGUUUGCUUAACAGCUAGUCCAUGUGAUUACGCAACUAUGUAAAGGGUCAAACCCUGCAAAUGUUGCAUGCUAGAGUGCAUCUGCACCUGCCUUGUGCGUUAAUCUUGAUGUCUUCUGGGCAUAGUAACCUCCCAGUUAUUGUCAUGCUGUGCUCUGUGAAGCACUUGUGGCUGCCUUUCGUUAGGCCGCCUUGACGCUGGCUUGCUACGGAUUACGGGCAUGCAUGCGUGCGUGCGCAUGCCAUGACCUAUUGCUGAAGGCAUCGUAAAAGCAUGUGGUUCAGGGGAUGCUUAUGGUUCGAGGAAGUGGCUUCGGAGCAGCAGCAGAGGGAGCAGUGUAGGACUUGGCAUGCUACCGAGGACUCUUGGGCUGUGCGAAGGCGGAGACAGAGUCUGUAACUCGGGA
Molecule: messenger RNA, 7806 nt
Organism: Astrephomene gubernaculifera
Lineage: Eukaryota; Viridiplantae; Chlorophyta; Chlorophyceae; Chlamydomonadales; Astrephomenaceae
Source: the annotation of a GenBank genome assembly